AUGCCAAGAACCAAACAGACCGCUCCCAAAUCGACUGGCGGGCUCGCCCCUCGAAAGAAUAUCCAAACCCCAGCGUUCGUAAUGAAAAGGGACACAACUCCGCCACAAAUUCUUCGUGAAAUGGUGCAAUCUCACCUGGAAAUUCAAUCGGGACCGCCACACAAUGAUUUUUGCCUGAUCUGCCAAGAUGGCACUUCCAGUAAUGGCAAGGACUCCCUCUAUGCAUGCGAGGAGCCUGGCUGUCUACGCGUUAUGUGUACUAGAUGCAUGUUACUUCCGGCCAGCCACCUACACCUCAUUGAGCAACCGGGUGUCAAGUUCCGUUGCGUACACUGUCAUACACUCUUGGACAAGAGGUCUGGUGAUCUUACGCCGUUCUACGGAUUUUUCAAGGAUGGGAACCCCGUUUUACCAUCAUUCAUACCCAUCGUUGGACAGUUGCAGCUAUCUCGACGUUCUCAGAUAUCCGCGAAGCCCGUCCUCGUCAUUCACUUCAAGCUUGUGGGUUUUGAGGCCACUGCGAGCCCGAUCGACAUGGUUAACUCGUAUCUUUCUUCUUUCUUUCCGAAUGGCGGCCUUCGCUUCAUUGAAGUUAUUUUUGACCUUGGCACCGACGCCAAGAUUAUAGCCUAUUCCCAACAGUAUGAGAAGCUCGCGAAGGAGGUGAUGGAUGACUGUAACUACCAAACUAUGUGUAUCGCGAUCACCGAUCACACAGACGACAACACUGGCGACCCAUUUCUUGGAUACUCCCGCGGAUCUUCCUAUGUUUCUGCCACCGUUCCUGAUUUCAUGAAUUCGUUACUUGGCCCAUGGGGGCAGCUGAUGCAACGCGCGGAGAGCACCACCCUCUUUUUUCUGGGUUGUGGCGCCAUUAUCACCCAACCAGAAGGUUUUCGGGGCUUGCGUUCGUCUGUCGUCGAUCAUGCUUUUUCACAUGCAGUCGCGUUUACUGCCAAGCACUUUCAUCCUUGCCUCGCCUCCCAUUUUAUGGUAUCGUUCGUGCAAGCCGUCAUUGUCGAAGGUUUUGCACUGCGUGAAGCAUUUCCCAAUAUACUUGACCAGUCAGGGUUAGGUAUGCACACGGACGUUCUCUUGAUGACCGCAACACCUGAAGACACGGUGCCGCUUCGAAUUACCCGUUAUAAAUGGGCUCACGCCUCUAUUCGUCCAUGGGGAAACGCUGCGGCCGUACCAGUACCAAGAGAGGCAGAUUACCCCGCAAGAAGUUCACCUGCAAGGCCCCAGAAGGCUCAACGUUACUCCCAGGGCGAAGACAAAAUGCCUCCUGGUUGGAGAUCGUUCUUGACUUCUGCAGGAAUGAUGCUGAGACAACCUGACAUGAUUCAGCCAAAGAGCUCAGAAACAUAUCCGAACGGAAUUGGUCGUAGACGCUAUGCAGGUAAACAGACUGCAGUUUACCAGUUAAAAGUUUGA
Molecule: messenger RNA, 1437 nt
Organism: Suillus bovinus
Lineage: Eukaryota; Fungi; Basidiomycota; Agaricomycetes; Boletales; Suillaceae
Exons: 8
Coding region: 1-1437 (478 amino acids)
Source: RefSeq, a predicted model, not a curated record